ACUAGUGUGUGUGAAGAUGAAAGGACUCAUCUUGCUUCUCUGUUCGUAUGUCGCGGUGGACGCCAGUCUGGCGCCCUUCAUAACCCCAUGCGGGCCAUCAGACUCCUCCUGCAUGAAGUCAUCGGCGCAGAAGGCGGUCCCGAUCAUGGCUGCUGGUCUACCGGAGCUGGGUGUGAAGCCGCUAGACCCGGCGGUCAUUGACCUCGUCAAGGCCGACCAGGCGGGGCUCAAGCUGGAGUUCAGGAAGACAACAGUCAAGGGAUUGAGGAACUGUAAUGUCUUGAAUGUCAAGCGGCAGGGCCUGAAGCAGUCUAUCGAGCUGAAGUGCUCGGCGACGCUGGUGGGCGAGUACACCAUCGGGGGUAAACUGCUCAUCCUGCCCGUCGAGGGGGACGGCAAAUACAAGAUCAAGAUCCGUGACAUAAUAGUGAAGGUGCAGUACGAGCUGAAGGAAAAGACAGCGAAGGGUGACAAGUACUGGUCGCUGUCGACCUGGAAGUACACCUCCGACCUGCAGGGCGGCGCAGAGUUCCAGUUCCAGAACCUCUUCAACGGGAACAAGCAGCUCUCGGACACAGUGCACCAGUUCGCCAAUACGAGCUGGAAGGAGAUAUUCGAGGAGGUGGCGCCGCCCAUCGUGAAGGCCAUCGUCGCAAAGAUCAUCGAGGAGGUCGCUAAGUUCUUUGACAAGGUGCCCAUCAAAGACCUCGCCUUGGAGUAGUUCCUUUCCUUGCAGGAGCGUUAGGUAUAGUGUUGAUCCUCGGUAGACCAGGGGUUAAAAAGGCCACAUAGAAGAAAUUCAUCUAAAGCAAUUUGAUAUUUUUUCUUCUUCUAUUCCUUUUACCCCUGGGGUGUACGGCUCGAAUAACAGAUUUCCACUCCUCGCGAUCUUUUGCAGCCGCAGUCUCUCCAAUAAAUAAAAAAGAAAUAAGUGCGCAAUGCCAAGAAACGACAAAUAGCAAAAUUGCUUUUUUAGGUGAAUUGCUUUGGUGUGGUCUUUCUAACCCCUAGUAUCGCAGUAUAGCAAGCGAUAGACUAUAGAUAACAUGCAAUUGGGUAGUUUCCUAGGUCAAAGAUAAAUUAUGAAAUUCUAAUUACUAAGACAGAUCACAAAGUGACAAAAAACGUUUCUUUUUUCUAUUUAACUUACUUUUAUGAAUUUUAAUAAUGAAAAAUGAAAUAAUAAGGCGACACUUUAUCACUUUUUUCUAUGACGUCACAAUGUGCUUUUUCAUACAAAUUCCAUAGUAAUUUCGUGUUUUGACGUUUAGUAAAAAGUAACUUAUUUGACAAACUACCCUAUUGCGCAGAAUUGAUAAUAUUUGAUAAUACACACACACACGUACGGUCAUGAGUACUAAUAUGUACACUUUGAAACCAUGUCUUAUUAACUUUUUUGACAAAUUUAAUCGCAAGUCUCAUUAAAUGUCAAAUAUGAUAGUGCGACAGAGUUCUAAAGUGGGUACACGAUAUUGCUCAUGACUGUUCGUCGGUUCGUACACUAUCGAUAGUUCAAAACUAGGCUGUUUUAGAUUAAUACAUGCAUAGUACAACUGCAUGGAUUGUUCUCCCCUAGCAGUUACGUCUACUCAUUCGUCGCCUUAUGCAAAACCACGUAGGCGCCUUUUUGAAAAUCACAUUCGGAUGUGAUUUUUGUCAACAAAGCCUCGCAAAUAGACAAACUAGUUUCAAUCAGGUCAAAAAUUGCAGUGUCAAUACUUUUUUUUUAAACUUUGAUGAGUUUGCUCUUGACCCCAGAAUUUUUACUCACAAUGAAAGAAAUCUAGGUUUUGUUGCAGAAAAUUAAACUACUUAAAUGUGAUUUUUCAAAAAGGCGCUUAUGUAGUUUUCACUACAAGCAUAGAAUAAGGAACAAUACUACGUAUAGAACGGCAACUCUCCGCUCCCCACCAGCGGCUAGGUUUACCUCACCCCCGUCAGUCUUACUUUAGUCUUCAAUCGUAUGCAUCAGACGUCACACACACAGAUGCGGGUGUACGAUAACGUUAAUGUGUAGUGUCUGUGUAUAACGAGGUGUUUUGUAUGAACUGUCCGGGGUGUGCGACAAGGCAACGAUGUUCAUGUGAAUAGUGAUAAUUUUUUCUUCGUGCGAUUUUGAACGCCUCCAACAGUUUAUAUUUAAGUACACGCCAUAAAUAAAUAAUAUGAUCGAAAUCGCACGAAGGACCAUAUCAUACAUAUUUUAUAAUUAUCAAUAAGUAUUUUAAUAUCAUAGGAUUUGUGCCUGGUUAAUGGCAAUCAAAGGCACGUGUUGCUUUGUGAUGUCAAUAGGUUCGCCCCCUAUUUCAUGGAACUUAACAUAGCCGGCGAGAAGUGGGUGAACUAGACACUUCCGCCUACCCCUUCGAGGAUACAGGCGUGUUGCUAUGUUUAAAACACCGGACCUGUCAAAUCUGCAGGUCAGGUAACCGGACUCUGUGAAAACGGGAUAACCACAGAUAUUAAAAAGGGAUAACACUAGGGAGAUGUAAAAAUGAAUAAACUUAUUAAGUAUUUUUUUUCCCGACGGUUUUGUAAAGUGAUUAUUUUUUACCCUAUUUAAUAUUUAUUCACGAAUCAAUUUAAGAGCCACGCUCUUGUCGGUGUAGCAUUUUCCAUGUUACUUUUUUAGGGUAAAAUAGGGCAGUGGUUUCCCUCUUGCCUUCCGCCCCGCAGUACUCUGUCUGACGCAAGUGGAAUGGCGCCCAGAGUAGUCUAAUACAAAGCCAUACUAGGACUCCUGUCCUCCGCCUCUGAAUAGUACUGACAGUUCACGUAUCGAAAUAGUUUACUGUGUAUAAAGUGCGCGUGAAUCUUUAAAAGCGACUAGGGAGAUGAUUUUAAUAUAAUUUGAGAUUCUUGAAGUAAGUAGGUAACAAAUAUUGCCAUAAAUAUUAUAUUGUUUAUAUAUUUACCUAUAAAUAAUACUUUGUAUUAGCAUAAAUUAAUCUACAGAUUUCCAUAGUUCGAAAUUAAUGACAGGUUUCUAAAUAUCGACCAAAAAUAGAUCGUUCGACGCCGAUCGAUCGCAAUUUGAAUUUCAAUCAUUUCUACUCGUAGUUAUAAUUUAUUUUUCAAAUCUUAAUACUAAUCAGUAUACAAUUUACCAAUCCUAAUUGCCAUUGUUCAUGUUAUACCUAAUAAUUACUAAGAUUAAGAAUGCACUCAUAUAGACAUACAAAUUGUGAUAUCACUUACAAGAAGUUAUCGUUAAAUAUACCCCUGGUAAACUGGUUAUUAUUAUAGCAAAACGUGAUAAAUACUUUAAAUGUGGUGUGUUAGUGGCGGCGUUAGGUUACCAAAGACAUCGUUUUAUGUAUUUUGUUAAUAAUAAUGUAUUUGUUUAUAUAUUAAUAAUAAACUAAAAGAAAUACAA
Pectinophora gossypiella (pink bollworm) is the source of this 3376-nucleotide messenger RNA. RefSeq names its product protein takeout-like. The record is from RefSeq and is a predicted model, not a curated record. The transcript has 5 exons. The coding region runs from base 17 to 721 and encodes 234 amino acids. NCBI's taxonomy places the organism in Eukaryota, Metazoa, Arthropoda, Insecta, Lepidoptera, Gelechiidae.